Messenger RNA from Owenia fusiformis, 3852 nucleotides. The record is from the annotation of a GenBank genome assembly. NCBI's taxonomy places the organism in Eukaryota, Metazoa, Annelida, Polychaeta, Sabellida, Oweniidae.
GAUGUUUAUAAAUUAACCAAUCAGAAUGUUGCAUUUUUAAUUAUUCCAUCUUGGGGACUUCCCCUAAAAUCUGCUGAUAGAUGUCGUCUUCGAUUGCCCCGCCCUCUAUAGUUUAAUAAUCGUGGAAAAUAAUUCGCAAAAAGAAUUGGCCAAUUAUGACCUCCUUAGGCGUCAUUAGGCUACUUUCGGCAUACUUUCUGUGUUUUGUGAGUAGUGUACACUCCCAGGAUAUCUUAGGAUGUGGUGGAUUCGUCAAAUCGGAUGUAGAUAUCAACUAUUCCCAAGUUGAGGUGAAAUUAUAUACAAAACAUGGCAGCUUGAAGUAUUCUACUGACUGUGCCCCUAACAAUGGCUACUACAUGAUACCCCUCUAUGACAAAGGAGAUUAUGUCCUCAAGGUUGAGCCACCCACAGGAUGGAGCUUUGAACCAUCCAGUGUUGACCUUCAUGUGGAUGGGACAACAGAUAAAUGUAGCAAGGGAGAGGACAUCAACUUUGUAUUCACUGGCUUUGCUGUCAAUGGCAAGGUGAUCAGUAAGGGCAGUGCUAGUGGACCUGAGGGGGUCCUAGUCUCAUUGACUAAGACUACCUCCACUGAUACCAGACUUCAGACCAAGACAGUACAAGGUGGCAGCUACCAGUUUGAUAAACUCCUACCUGGGAAGUACAUGGUCCAAGCUUCUCACCCAACCUGGACAUUUGAGAAGAACAAUGUGGAGGUCGAGAUCUCCAAUGGUAAUGGUGAUGCGGGCAGCUCUAUUGUUGUGCUGGGAUAUGAUGUCAGCGGGAAGGUGUUCAGUGAGGGAGAGCCAAUCAAAGGAGUGAAUUUCAUUCUCUUCUCCCAAACUGUGUCAGCUAAGAGUAUCAAAGGCUGUGACACCAAACCUGUGGCUGCAUUCAAAGCCCCUGCAGGAAAACAGCCGCUCUGUCAUGUUGUAUCUGGUCAAGACGGAUCAUUCAGCUUCCCACAGCUACCGGCUGCUGACUACUCGAUUAUGCCAUUCUACAAGGGAGAACACAUAACAUUUGAUGUGAUUCCAUCAGUGCUUGACUUUACUGUGAAUCACAACACUGUUGUACUAGAGAAAUCUUUCCAAGUCGCUGGUUUUUCUGUUAGUGGACAAGUCAAGGUCUCUGCUAAGGGGGCUGGUAUAGAUGGUGCUAAGAUAUUACUCAACAAUAAGGAACUAGCUAUAACUAAACAAGGGGGCUUCUACCAUCUUGAUAACAUGAAGACUGGCACAUACAGUCUUACAGCCAAGGCAGACAGACUGGAGUUUGAAGCUAUGGAAGUGAAGGUGACCCCCAAUACACCACAGCUACCACCCCUCAUAGCAACCAAGUUCAGUGUCUGUGGUAAGAUUGUGAUAGAUAGAGUACCUGACAGCUUAGACCAACUUGAUACCACAAGGCAAGUGACCUUGGAGUCGAAAGGUCAACAAACCGUCACCUUGUCCUCAGAUGCUAAAGGUCAAUUCUGUACUAAAGUUAAACCAGGAGUAUAUUCUCUGAAGCCUGUAUUGAGUGCCAAAGAAAUCAGAGCUGGUUUGAAACUAGCCCCAUUUGAUAAACAAGUGACAGUCACAGAUGCUUCUGUAGAUGGGAUUCUCUUUUCACAGUUCCAAGCCAAAGUUACUGGCAAAGUGGCAUGCUUAGAAUCAUGUGGAAAGAUGCAAGUGAUCUUGGCUGCAGUUGGACGAACAGACGAGCGUAAAGUGGCACAAGUGACAUCAUCUGGCACAUUUACAUACACAGACAUAAUGCCUGGCAAAUAUAGAGCGAGUGUUUCUCAGGAUGAAUGGUGUUGGAAGGAAAGAAGCAUUGACUUUGAUGUUCAGGAUAAAGACAUAACUGAUCUCCAGUUUGAACACACAGGAUAUAUACUCUCUGUUACAUUAUCUCAUGAAAUAACACUGAACUUUGCCCAGGAAGGGAAACCAGGGAAUGUUGGUUCAUUCAGUGUAUCUAAGGGUGUCAACAGGUUCUGUCUGGCCAAGCCUGGUCUUUACAGUCUCAGCCCUGUCUCUUGCCACCAGUUCCAGCAGGAGAUCUUCAAAUAUGACACGUCUGCCCCCAAAGUGUUGUCUCUGACCGCAGUGCGCCACCUGGUAUCUGGAGUUGUUACUACAAAUGAACUACAGAAUGACAUCAAAGUAACUAUAACAUCUGCAGGUGACAACACUGAAGUUGUAUUAGGACCCCUUGAAGCAGAUGGUGUUCCGCCUCCCACUCAGAACAAGGAUGAAAAGAAACAAGCACCACCCAAGGGGCCCUUUUCCUACAAAUUUUCUCACAUGGCUAAGACUGGUGAACAGCUAGGGAUGAAACCAAGCUCUGGUGUGGUGUUAUUCUAUCCAGCCCAACAACUUGUAACAGUUGAAGAUGGCUGUCCUGUGGAGCCUGUAAGAUUUCAAGGCAAAAAGGGUGUGUUUAUAGAGGGUGAAAUCCAGCCCUCACUUCAGGGUGUCCACGUUUCCAUAUCAUCUGAUGCUGGCACAGACCCUCUCAAGGUCAUAUCUGACGCCAAGGGAAAAUACAGAGUGGGCCCCUUACAUGGUGACCAAGAUUACAGUGUGAAUGCUGAAAAAGAAGGCUAUGUGCUGACACCUAUUGAGGGGAGAAAGGGUUUCUUCAAGGCUUUCAAACUUGGGCAAGUCUUAGCUAAGGUAUCUGACACAGUGGGUACUCCACUGGGAGGUGUCUUGCUGUCUCUGAGUGGGGGAUCAGCCUACAGAAGCAACAACCUCAGCCACACUAAUGGAACUAUGACCUUUGGAAACCUGAGCCCAGGAGAGUAUUUCCUGCGACCAAUGAUGAAGGAGUACAAAUUCACUCCUGCCUCACAGAUGAUUAAUGUCCUAGAGGGCAGCACUGUCAAUAUAGAUAUUAUUGGCAGCAGGGUUGCUUACAGUGUGUAUGGUACAGUGUCAUCACUGAAUGGAGAACCUGAACAAGUUGUUAUCAUAGAGUCAGUGGGCAAGAACAACUGCAGUGACCUACAAGAAGAGGGUAAAACAGAGCAGGAUGGUAGUUAUAGAAUAAGGGGUCUGCAGCCUUAUUGUGAAUAUGUCAUCCAACUGAAGGGUGAUGAUGUCAAUCAACACAUAGAGAGAGUGGCCCCCAAAGAGGUCAUUGUCAAGCCUACUAACGCUGAUAUGACAGGGGUGAACAUGAUAGCAUUCCGACGCCUCAACCAGAUGGACGUCAGUGGGAAUGUCAUAACAGAUGUGCAAUAUCUCAGUUCUCUCAAGGUGCGUCUGUACAGGGAGGAGAAUCCAGACAGCCCGAUCCAUACAGCCUCCUUAGUGAACACUCCUUUCUUCUACCUCCCCUCUCUGGCCAGGGAUGGACAGAGGUAUUCCCUACGAUUGACCAGCACUCUUGGUCGCUCCACCCAUGACUUCACUCUGCCUGAGACCCAGUUCACAGCAGACACCACAUACAAGCACUUCACCUUUAAGUUCAAUCCAAAACCACGUCCAAUAGAGCAAGAAUUGGCGCAGAGUUCAGUCUUAGUACUCCCUCUCACUUUACUUGUGUUAGCCCUGGCUUAUAAUUACCAGAAGCUACUACCCAUGUUAUCUCAAGGUGUUAUACAAUUACGAAGUGCCGUGAAUAAGCAAAUAGCUCAGAACAUUCCCCAGCCUCAAUCUGAUAAUGACGACAUUGCGGGUAUUGCUGAAGAAAUCAUGGGCAAAAAGAAAAAUAAAGCGAGGAAGGCGUGAUUAAAAUUAAUUUAGGAUAUUUUAAUUUAACAAAUAGAUCAUGCAAAAUUAUUGAUCUACCAAAAUACAGAAUAGUACUCUAUGAAAUUAAUUUUUAAUGAUGAAUUGGAUCAAUAAAGUAAAUGAU